This is a messenger RNA of Benincasa hispida (wax gourd), 1176 nucleotides long. Its product is annotated as transcription factor MYB20. The record is from RefSeq and is a predicted model, not a curated record. Lineage: Eukaryota; Viridiplantae; Streptophyta; Magnoliopsida; Cucurbitales; Cucurbitaceae.
CCAUAUUCCAUGAAGCUCUCUCUAUAUAUACAAAUGUUGGUUCCAUUGAGAGUUUUGUAAUUCUACUCUCUUUCUUUUCUUUUCAUUUCUUUAUUCUCUCUAUCUAAGAGAUUUUAUAGAGAAAAAAAGAGUUUGGGAAUUUGGAAAUUAUGGGAAGGCAACCAUGUUGUGAUAAAGUUGGGUUGAAGAAAGGGCCAUGGACAGCUGAAGAGGACAAGAAGCUCAUCAAUUUCAUCCUCACCAAUGGCCAAUGCUGUUGGAGGGCUGUCCCUAAACUUGCAGGAUUGUUGAGAUGUGGAAAGAGUUGUAGGUUAAGAUGGACAAAUUAUCUAAGGCCAGAUCUAAAGAGAGGCCUUUUGUCUGAAGAUGAAGAGAAAAUGGUCAUUGAUCUUCAUUCUCAACUAGGCAACAGAUGGUCAAAAAUUGCCUCGCAUCUUUCAGGAAGAACAGACAACGAGAUAAAAAAUCAUUGGAACACUCACAUAAAGAAGAAGCUAAAAAAAAUGGGGAUUGACCCUCAAACUCACAAGCCCAUUUCUCCAUCUUCUGACGACACCCAUUUGCUCCAAAAGAAUCAAAAGCAAUCACCGCGACGGCCAUCGCCAUCGGAAGAGCCUGAGAAAGAGGCGGCGGGGGACGGGACCGACAUAAUAGAUUUGAUUAUGGAUGGGUUUUGCACAGAAGAAGUCCCUCUAAUUGAGCCACAUGAAAUUCUAGUCCCUUGUGCUUCUUCUUCUUCAACAACCUCAACUUCUUAUUCGUCUAACUCUUCUUCCUAUUCCUAUUCUUCAAUUUCUUCAAACUCAGAAUCAGCUGCCAAUUUGCUUCAAGAUUUGGUCAAUGAGUUCCCUGAGUUUGAAUGGCCAAAUAUUUGUGAAAAUGGCAUAGUGGAAGGGCUUUUGGAAGAUGAUUUUGGUAGUAGUUGGGAUUUUGUGGUUAAUGAUUAUGAGGGAGGCAGUGGCAAUAAUGGGAAUGAUCCUUGUGUUGAUUUUGAAUUGGAUAAUUCUCAAUCUUGGGUUUAUGGGUUGUUAUGAGUAAUCCACAUCAUGUCAAAGUUUAUAUUAUAUGAUCAAAUAUUAUAUAUACCAUAAUAUGUAAUAUUUUCUAUGAGAGACUUUGGUUGUUUUUUUCCCCUUAAUAUAGAUUCAAUAAAGUUGCAACACAUUUUGGGGAUAA